Messenger RNA from Salvelinus fontinalis (brook trout), 2216 nucleotides. Its product is annotated as beta-crystallin B1-like. Gene Ontology annotation, biological process: lens development in camera-type eye; visual perception. The coding region runs from base 1299 to 1994 and encodes 231 amino acids. Lineage: Eukaryota; Metazoa; Chordata; Actinopteri; Salmoniformes; Salmonidae. The transcript has 6 exons. The record is from RefSeq and is a predicted model, not a curated record. Gene Ontology annotation, molecular function: structural constituent of eye lens.
UGUAUAUAAUCAAGAUAUAUUAGUGUUUUAUUUUUUCAUAUUCUUUUUACAAAUGUUAGAAUUUUUCCACUUCCUCUUUGACACUUUCUUCCACUUUGACAAAAAAAUGACAAUUAAAUUCAUUUUAAUCCCACUUUAUAGCACAACAAAAUGUGGAAAAAUUAAAGGGGUGUGAAUACUUUCUGAAGGCACUGUAUCCAUCUAAAUGUGUUAAUUAACCAAUCAAACAAACAAUCAAUCAAUCUUUCAAGGAUCACGAUGCCCACAACAUUGAAAAAGUAAUCUUUAUUCUUAAAACCAUAACUUCAUGAUCAUUGACAUUGACCUAUACAAUGGAGGGACCUGUACUUGAUUGGACAAUGUGUGUAGAACAUGAACACUUUCCAUAAAGACCUGUGGUGAGGGGGUAGAGGGAGAUGGAGGGAAGGAAAGAAGAGAGUAGUAGAGAGGAGAAAAGACAAGGAUUAAGGCUUUGUCAGUGUCCUACAGGCUCUACUAUUUCUCCUCUCUCUUCCUUUUCUCCAUCUCAUCCUCCUUUAACACCCUUUUCUGUGUUUCAAAAUGCUGUGUGAUAGUGUCUGUAUAUUAGCAUUAUAUCCAUGUAAAACAUGUGUGGGAUACAGACAGACAGACAGUGCUGUGAGACAUUAUCACCUGGUUACAUGUCCUUUACAUCUUCUCCGAUAAUAAAUAAAUAUGAAUAGUGAUCAUAACUUUAUUCAUAAACUACUUUUCACACAUUGUGCUUGGAACUACAUAGAAGAAGAAGUAGAAAGAGUAAAUCAGUUAUGGCUAUACCAUGUAAAGUUUUUCCUGUUAAGAGUAAGAGAAAGAUAAGAGAGAAACACUGUGUGUGUGUGUGUGUGUGUGUGUGUGUCUGCGUGUCUGUACAUGAGUGCAUGCAUGUGUGUCUGCAUGCAGCUGCGUGUGUAUGUGUUAGAGGAUUAACUCCUUGCGCCCUUCAAGUCUAUGCAUUCCUGUUCUCUAUAUGCUGCUAUAGUUUACAGGCCCAGCGCACUAACAGAGGGGAAAGUGCCAUUGUCAGGGCUUUCCAUUGACAGUAAAGUGCUUACAUGCAGCACGGGGGAGGAGGGGGCUUCUGGGUGAUGCGAUGACCUGGGGUGCUUUGGUCCAGAUCAACUCUGAUGACGCUUGUGUUUUUAUUGUCCUGCGAGCCCCGGCGUUCGGCCCUUGCCAGGGUAUAAAAGCUAGGGCUCUCCACUGAGGGGGCCAGCACGAGCCAGCCUACCCCACACGGCACUACAAGCUGUACACGCAGAAUCUCCUGAUCCCUCACCAUGUCUCAGACCGCCAAGUCCGCCUCCAGUCAGGGCACUGAUGCCAAGGACAAGGGAGCCCCUGCCCCCGCUGCCACCAGCAAGGCCACCAAGACCGGAGACCCUGGCAUGGGAAACUUCAAAAUCAUGCUGUUCGACCAGGAGAACUUCCAGGGCAGAAUGAUGGAGAUCCAGAACGAGUGCAUGAACGUGUGUGACCGCGGCAUGGAGAGAGUGCGCAGUAUCAUCGUUGAGUGCGGCCCCUUUGUUGCCUUUGAGCAGACUAACUUCCGUGGGGAGAUGUUCAUCUUGGAGAAGGGAGAGUACCCUCGCUGGGAUACCUGGAGCAACUCUUACCGUAGUGACUGCCUCAUGUCCCUCAGACCCAUCCGCAUGGACAGCAUGGAGCACAAGAUCUGUCUGUUUGAGCUCUCCGACUUCAAGGGCAAUAAGAUGGAGAUCCAGGAGGAUGACGUGCCCACCCUCUGGGCGCACGGCUUCACUGACAGGGUGGGCAGCGUGAGGGUGCCCGGCGGAGUGUGGGUGGGUUACCAGUACCCCGGAUACAGAGGCUACCAGUACCUGUUUGAGUGUGGUGACUACAGACACUACAAUGAGUUCUGUGCCUUCCAGCCCCAGAUCCAGUCCAUGCGUCGCGUCAGGGACAUGCAGUUCCAUCAGCGUGGUUGCUUCAACCUCACUUCCGCCAGCAAGUGAGUGAACUCUGGUGGACGGACGCUGUAACUGCAGCCAGCCCUCCCUCACUCAACCCGCCCAACAGGCGCUUUUUAUUUCUCCAACCCUAUCCCUCCUUUCCUUCCCUUCACCCACCCUCAUCCCUCCAUCCUAAAGGGAUAGAAUGACAGCAUCGUACCAACUGGAACAACCUAAAUGACUUUUUAUGAUGCCAAAUAAUAAACAUGUUUUGAAAAACUUGAA